AUGGCCAAAUCUUUUUCAAAAGUCCUAAACUUCUUUGUCGACCACGAGUUGUAUACUUCUGAAGUGAAUAUACUCUACAACUACAAUGUCCAUUCGGUGGCCCAAAACCCCCGCAAACCCCCGCCCGAGAUGUCCGACAAUUACUUAACGAAUCACUUGUCCGGCGAACUCAAGCGUCUUCGGGAGUCGUAUUUGGAUCACAUCCUCGAGCUGUACCUCUUGGAGACCAACGGCAAUCUGAUCGACUUCUACGGCUUCCGGAAGCGCUUGACGGCCAACGAGUUGAUCCAAUACUUGCGAACCACAUCUCAGCACCAGAACAAACCCCUUCCCGAAGACGAGAUCUCGGAACUGAUUGGACUCAAGUCGUCGCUCGAUGUCUCCCAUCAGAAACAGUCGGACAGUACCGUCGCUGUCGGCGCCGACCACUCAUUGCCGUCGACGCCCACCACCGCUGCCGGCGCUCAUGGCUUCGCCAUUGAACACCACAUGCCCUCCGGGUUGCCGCCCACGCCAUCCACACCACUGUCGGGCUCACAAUCGGCUGAUCCAACGACGCUCUCUUCGCCUACGUUACCGAAAACGAGUCAAACGUUGACGACAGCGAUGAUACCGUCGACGCCAUCGGCUGUACCCACGCCUUCCAAUAGGACGGCUGGCAAUCAGUUGAUUCCGGGAUCCCCUCGACCGCCAAACACGCGAAAUACGACACUCGCGUCGACCAUCUCUGCCAUCUAUGACACGUCGAUCGGAACGCAGGACCAGAUCGUAGAGAAGGCGCGACAGGAGGCGUAUGUCGUCCAACGCGUGGCUGAGCUCCGGAAGAACGGCUUGUGGUCGGGCCGUCGACUGCCCAAAGUUCAGGAGCCGAUGCGCCGCAAAACUCAUUGGGAUUACCUCUUAGAGGAGAUGCAAUGGUUGGCCACGGAUUUCGCGCAGGAGAGGAAGUGGAAGAAGGCUGCGGCCAAAAAGUGCGCCAAAAUGGUUGUCAAAUACCAUUCGGACAAACAGUGUUUCGCCGAAAGAGCCGAACGCGAAGAGCUCUUAAGGAUGAAGAAAAUCGCGUCAAAUAUCGCAAAACAGGUGAAAACGUUUUGGUCGGACGUCGAAAAGGUAUUUGAAGCGAAACAAGAGGUGCGGCUGAAGGAGAAGCGCAAGAAAUUACAUGAUAUGCACCUCAACUUCAUUGUCGAUAAGGCCGACAGAUAUACGGAACGAUUGACGCAAGAGUUGGGCAAAACUCUGUCCACAACCAGUGAUAGUGUGACCGAAGAAGCCGUUGAAGACAAUGAGUUCCAACCGGAAAACAGUGAGUCCGACGACGAAGAGACCAUCGCUAAGGAGGAGGAAGAGGUUGGCGUCGGAGACGGCGUCUCAGAGAUAGAGUUAUUACAAAAAGAGAGUGAAAUACCUCUCGAAGAUCUGUUACCAAAGGAGAUAAUGGAUGGUUCGGUGGACGAGUCGGUCGUUGAGUUCGGCGAUCGCGAAGAUCUCGAGUUUAAAGUGUCGGACGAAGAGCUCGUUGAAGACGAAGAGGACACCAUUGAAGAGGAGGAGAAGAUUGAAGGAAAGGUCGACCACUCGUCAGAACUUAAAGAUCUCGACGAAGACAUGAAUAUUCCCAUCGAAGAACUGUUGGCCAAAAUGUACGGUUCGGCCGAUAAGAGUGAGUUAGACAGCGAUGACGACAUGGAGUGCGAUGACGAGGAAAGCGAAGUCGGAGACAACACCACUGAAUGCGAGGAAGAGAUGUCCGAUGAGGACAUGUCAACGGAAGAAGAGGCCGGAGAGAUAGGAAUGGAGUUUCUCAUCAAUCCUGACGCCAACGAAGCGAUUAAUAAGCCUUUAAUUGAGGAAAUCAGUGACGACAAGAGUGCCAAACCGACUGUCGGUCCCAAUCGCGAGAUCACAGAUAUCGCCGCCGGUGCUGAGAGUCUUCAACCCAAAGGCUACAACUUAUCGACAGUGAAAGUGUGCACAAAAGUGCCGUUUUUGCUCAAACACGAGCUCCGGGAGUAUCAGCACAUAGGUCUUGACUGGUUGGCCGCCAUGCAGGACAAGAAACUCAAUGGUAUUCUCGCCGAUGAGAUGGGUUUGGGAAAGACUAUUCAGACGAUCGCACUGAUCGGACACCUGGCCUGUGAAAAGGGCAUUUGGGGCCCACAUCUCAUUGUGGUACCCACCAGUGUUAUGCUUAACUGGGAAAUGGAGUUCAAGAAGUGGUGUCCAGCGCUCAAAAUAUUGACAUAUUAUGGAAGUCCUAAAGAGAGAAAACUUAAACGACAGGGUUGGACGAAACCGAAUCAGUUCCACGUGUGUAUCACAUCAUACAAACUGGUAAUCCAAGACCACGCGUCCUUCCGGCGCAAGAAGUGGAAGUACUUGAUCUUAGAUGAGGCCCAACACAUCAAGAACUUCAAGUCCCAGAGAUGGCAAAUGCUUCUCAAUUUCAACACAUCCCGCAGACUACUGCUGACGGGAACGCCUCUGCAGAACAAUCUGAUGGAGUUGUGGUCACUGAUGCACUUCCUGAUGCCCAACGUAUUCCAAUCGCACAAAGAAUUCAAAGACUGGUUCGUGAAUCCGGUCACCGGAAUGGUUGAGGGCAACAGUGAGUACAACGAGGGUCUCAUCAGACGUCUGCACAAAGUUCUGCGACCUUUCCUAUUGAGGCGAUUGAAAUGUGAUGUCGAGAAGCAAUUGCCCAAAAAGUACGAACACGUGGUUAUGUGUCGGCUCUCCAAAAGGCAGCGCUUCCUAUACGAAGAGUUUAUGUCUCAGAGGAAAACCAAAGAGACGCUUAUGUCUGGAAACUUCUUGAGUGUUAUCAAUAUUCUGAUGCAAUUGCGCAAAGUCUGUAAUCACCCGAAUCUGUUCGACCCGCGGCCCACUGUCUCGCCAUUCAUGGCUGAGCCGCUCACAUACGAAACCGCGUCUCUCGUCACCACAGCCUUAGACUACGACCCCUUCAGUCACGUGAACCUGCGUUCACUGAAUUUGGUGUUGUCUGACCUGUCGUUCACGUUGAGUGCGUUCGCUCACCACAGGAUCGUUCGGUUCAUGUCGUCCCCCGAACUCAUCCAAGAGAUCGACUCGACGCCCGAACCCCCGCCCCCUUGUCCGCGCGGCAAAAUACGGCUUCAAAUCAGAACCUCUACAAUGCAUUCCGCGAACCCGUCCUCAUCACAAGCCUCCUCGCCCUCAACGCCCGCCAAUCGAAACACUGAACAAAAGUUUUUAAUGACAUCCACUUCAUCCAAGUCCACCACCACUACUACCUCAUCCACUGAUGGCAAUCGAGUUGCCAUUCCAUUGGGCCGUUUGGUGCAAACGCCUACCGGUCCUCACAUUCUGUUGAGAACAUCGACCGGAACUCCCAUCUCAUCCACUAUUCCUCAGUCCAUGGUUUCCAAACAGAGUCCUAUGAGACAAAUCAUUGUGCGCGCCGUCUCUCCCAAUGUUGUCGGUGUUGCCAACAGUCAAGACUCAGUCAACCCUCUAAGCCGAUCGGCGUCCUCUUCAUUCCGAAAGCAGUCAUUAGUAUCCAAACAGUCGGCCGAACGUAAAGAAAAGCUAAGCUUUUUGUCGCGUCUUAAUCAACGCAAGUGUUGCGCCACUGCUUUGUACGCCUCCGACCUGAUAGAGGUCUCGACCAUCAAUGACAGCUACAAAUACCUGACGAAUACCGUUCCCUUCGGCUCUAACGUGUUUAACAUAGGGAACGGAUAUUUACAUACAUUAUUAGCGCCCAAUACUAGUGAACACCGAAAACACUUUUGGAAGUUUACGGACGCUUUGAGUGACUUAAUCAAAACGCCCGACAAAAUAGUCGAAGAUCUGAAGGAAAUGUUGACCCGCUUUAUAUGUAUAGUUCCGCGCGUGAUGUCGGCGCCCAUACGACUGCACGCCUCCCAUAUGCCCCCCUCUAAGAAGGCUCACAUCGAAGCCUUGAGUUCUCGACUGAGUCGUCAUUUGUUGGACCGGUUGGACGUCUUGCAGAUACCGUACUCUCAAAUGCGGACCCAAUUCCCAGAACUGCGACUCAUUCAAUACGAUUGCGGAAAACUGCAGAUUUUGAACGAUCUGUUGUGGAGGUUGAAGACGGGUAGCCAUCGAGUGUUGAUAUUCACGCAAAUGUCGCGAAUGCUGGACAUAUUCGAGCAGUUCCUCAACCACAACGGGCACACAUACCUGCGUCUGGACGGCACCACCAAAAUAGAGCAAAGACAGGCCCUUAUGGAGCGGUUCAACGCAGACAAACGCAUCUUCUGUUUCAUUCUGUCGACCCGUUCGGGGGGUAUAGGAGUGAACCUCACGGGUGCAGACACUGUGAUAUUCUACGACAGCGACUGGAACCCAACGAUGGACGCACAGGCGCAGGACAGGUGCCAUCGUAUCGGUCAGACCAGAGAUGUGCACAUCUAUAGACUCAUUAGUGAAAUGACGAUCGAAGAGAACAUCCUGAAGAAGGCGCAGCAGAAGAAACUGUUGGGCAGUGUCGCCAUCGAAGGCGGCAAUUUCACGACAGCCUUCUUCAAGCAGAACGCCAUUCAAGAGCUCUUUGGCAUCGAUUUGCCUUCCAUUGAGUGCCCGACAGAGACUGUGGCGCCCAUUGCUGCUGCUGUAGAGGAACUGUCGCCCGAUAUACUCGACUCACAACUGGAACUGGCUUUGGGUACUGUCGAGGAGGCCAACGACGUGGCCGCUGCCAAAACAGCCGGCGCUGAAGCGGAAGCUGAGUUCGCAGAGUUUGACGAAAACAUUCCGAUCGACACCGAAAACAAAGAGGAGGAGAAAAGUCCUGAAGAAGAGAGAAUCGAUGAGAUCAUUGGACAGAUGACAUCUGUAGAGAAGUAUGCGAUGAAGUUGUUAGGAGUACUUCAGGAGUCGGUUUCCUUUGAACAGCUCAAACAGGCGGAGGAGGAGAUCGAAGCGCACAAACAGGAGUGGGAGUUGAGACGCAUUGAGGCCGAGAAGGAUGAGGAACGUCGGCGACAGGAGGCCAUGGAGGUGGACAGGGAGCCUAUACUGACGUGCCAUAGAGAGGACGCCUACAAUCAGGUCAAUAAACGGGCUAAUAGUAGAGCCAAUAAUAAUGCUUUGAAUACCAAUCAUAAUCGGAAAGUAAAUUCCAGUUUAAACCAAAAUGACAGUAAAGUUAAGGCUAUGAGUAAUGAUGUAAACCGACGGCAGCAACAGGUCUACAUAUCAUAUAAUGGUUUCGAGCAAAUGCCGAUAUGGGCGCCCCCGACACCACCGCAAGAUGAGAACGACCUCUACAUCGACUACUCCCUCGGCUUUCUAUACGAACAAAACCCAAUGCCUGAGUCACAGUUACCGCCCAUAUAUGUGCCCAAAGAGUCUAAUAAGAGACUCAAAUUGGACACUACUAUCGCCCGCAAGCAAAAGGCUCGCAAAGAGGAGGGAUUCAAUAUCCCGCGCUCUGUGUUCGACAGGCCGUCCACUGCUAUCAUUAAGAUCCGUAGGGAACUCAUACUCCAGAAACUUAAGAUAGUGGUCGUGACCGGACCCGAGAAUGCGGCCAUUCAUAGGACUCUGAGUUCGCUGCACCCGAGUGUUGCUCUGCCUCCGAGCGGACCCAUCCCGGCGCCCGUCCAUAAGGCGGCACAAGUAUUCAGUGGUCCCCUACAGGACUCGAUACCCAAGUGGGCUGUUCACGAGGACUGGGCUGUGCUGCAGGUCUUGCAGUACUUCCAGGACUUGCCAUUGAAUUUGGUGGUGAUAUCGCCCGGCCAUCAGCCCAAUUGGGAUCUGGUGUCGGAUGUGGUGAAUCUCAUUAGUUGUAACUAUCGGUCUCCCAAACUGUGUCGCUAUCACUACGAAGUAGCCAUUGUUCCCCGAGAAGAGGGCAAACCCGUCACCGACACCUCCACUCCUAAACCAAAGCAAAAGAAACUGAAAGGAUUACCCACACCUCCCAAUACCUCGGGCCCCACUAGUGGGCCACAGGCGGUGUCCACGCCAUCCACCAGUAUUACUAAAGCAAAUACGACGACCCCUUCGAGCCGUCCCAUCAAAACCAGUCAAUUGAUAGUCGAAGACAACAACUUAACGUUCAGUCAGUUAUGUAACCAAAGAUUUGAAACGAUUAAACAAAUCGCAAACAAACGGACGCCAACCCUGAAGCACAUGUUCACGAACCCGACCGCAAAGAAUCCCAAACACAUCGCUCUGUUGUCCGAAAGUGGCAUCAAUUUCGAGCAGCCGUUGACUCCGAUCCAAGUGGCCGUCAAUCGCGCGGAACGCAUAUCGCGUGAGAAGCAGAAAGCGAUGGCUGAACAGCAGUUGGCGGCCCGACAGCUGCAGCAACAGAUGCAACAAAAGCAACAACAGAGCACUCAAAUCAAGACAAUCCUCUCGCAAAACACUAACAUUCAGACAUCGCAGCAACAGUUGACGCAAGCGAUCAGCGCCAAGAUGUCGGCCAUAAACCAGGCGACGAUCACUAAAGGUGUGGCCCCGGGACCCACUACUAUGGCUGCGCCUAAUGUCACGGCCACUGCUGUCAGUCAAUUGAGUCUCAAUAAAGCGUUAUCUCAAGUGGGCGUCGGUUCGCAGCCAUUGCCUCAACCAAUACUCAGUCAAAUCAAUGUAAGCCCACAACAGAUCGGCUCCACGACUAUCACCAACAAAGAUGGCACUCAACAAACCUGUUCUGUGGUCUCGUUGGCUACACUCCCACCUCAGGUACACUCGAAGCUCAUGGCAGCCGUGUCUCAACCUGUCAAUCAGAUCCAAAGCCAUCAGAUUGGCAGUCGUAUGGCUACAGCUAACCCACAAAUAUAUAAACAAAUAUUUCUUCGUCAACAACAGCACGUCCAGAGACAGCCUCAGCCCCAACACAUCCAAAUGCAGGCCAUUCCCACCCAAACCGCCAAACAAUUGCAGCCAAACAUUGCUGUCGGACAACAGCCGCGCUUCCAGAUUACGGCGUCUGUCGCUCAGCCACAGCCCACGCAACUGCUGAUCGGUUCCGCGGGUUCUGUCGGUUUAAAGACAUCCCAACCCAAUGUUGUGACAACCCUUCCGGUGGCCGUUUCCAUGGCUGGAGGCCCGCAGAGGAUCACUACAACAACCUCUCAAAUCACGGCUUCUGUGGCGCAGUCCUCUGUCCAACCGACACAACUGCUGAUCAAUACGGCAGGGCUUAAGACAUCGCAACCAAAUGUCGUCACAACACUUCCCGUUGCCGUCUCCAUGACUGGCGGUCAGCAGCGUAUGAUCACUACAACAGCCAAUCAGCUGAACGCUUCUAUGGGUCAGCAGUCCGUACAGCCGACGCAACUGCUGCUCAAGACAUCGCAGCCAAAUGUGACUACACUUCCGGUCGCUGUUUCGAUGGCUGGCGGCCAACAGCGGAUCACUACAACCACCUCAACAACCGGUAAACCUAUGCAGCAGAUAGUGACGCGAACCAUAACAGACCCUGCUCAGAUGGCUCGCUUGAUCCAACGCCAGCAUCAGUUGCAGCUGCAGCAGGGGUCCGGCAAUUUAGGCCAAACCCAGAUCCUGGUGCAACAGUCGCCUUCACAAGCGGCCCAAUCGUCACAAUCUCAGACACAAAUACUUCAAAAUCCGGUCACUUUUGUCAAGACUAUCCCAUCAUCGCAAGCGUUGGCCACACAGUCACUCACUAUUCCCAUCUCAAUGGCGGGAAUGAAUAUAUUCACGUCACCCGUCGCUAAAGCCGUGUCGCCCACAGCGUCCACGAGCGCCACCACCAGUGCGUCCGUGACUGGGGUCCCGGGCGGACAACAGCCUGUCCGACAAAUCCAGUUAUUGCAGUUGAGGCCAUACUUUAAGGCCAACUCCAACACCGACACGAAUAACAAGAAAUAACUUCACAAUGUAUUAAAUGUAUUCAUAAACGACACGAAAUAUGUUAUUAAUAUUACAUCUCAUGAAAUAGUUUAUUGUUUUGCAAUUCAAUGAUAAAUUAAUAUUUGAGAAUAAAAUUGUUUAUAAUUGUA
Oppiella nova is the source of this 7991-nucleotide messenger RNA. NCBI's taxonomy places the organism in Eukaryota, Metazoa, Arthropoda, Arachnida, Sarcoptiformes, Oppiidae. The record is from the annotation of a GenBank genome assembly.